UUUCACUACUAUGCUAACAAGCUACUUCCUCUGCCGCAGAUUGCUCAACCUCGGCCUAAAUAAGGUGAUGUCCAGAAAAGGGUUCAAAGAGUGAAAAUCUUACAAAAUUCAACAAAGAAUUUGGUACAUGUCACAAAAUGAAAGACGAUAGCUCCGCCACAUAUCAAUCCAGCAGACAGGUACGUACUUGUACCAUCUGUCGCCGUUGGCACACUGCAAGACUAGAAAUUCAAACCGAGGGGAUUUGCUGCUGCGGUAGGGUUUCCACUGACUUUGGGUCGAUUCGCGGGUUUGGAAGCAGUGACACCAUUGGACUUGACAGGCGUCGAUUUUUUGACCGAAGUUGUCUGCUUGAGGCCACCGUUCUUGUUGCUUGUCGCAUCGACAGGCUUCUUCCUCAUGGCGCCCGGAUUGGGUGUCGACGCUGUCUUGGUCGCGGUCGGUGCUUUGGGCGUCACAGCAGAAACAUGUUUCUGAACCGGAGCAGCAACAGUUGAGCUUGCUUUCUUGGUAACAGCAUCGGCUUUGGGUCCAGGUGCCGGCAAUGCCAUUUUCGGGGUGCCAGCUUCGAUCUUCUUCUGAGGUGUGGCAUUCUUCAUCAACGUCUUGGACGGACUGGUCUUUGGUGGCGCCCGAUAGACCUGAGGACUGGUCACCUGUCUCUUGCCACCAGUGACACCUGCACUCAGUCCAAGCGGAUUGCUCGCCGUCUGCGCUCGGAUUCCAUCCGCCCUGCUCCAGUCCAUGAUGGCAUUACCAUAAUCCUUCACUCCGUCCCCAUACCGGCGAAUAGAGUUGUUGAUCCCCUCACCUACACUGUUGAUGCUAUUUCCUACUGCACUGACCGCUCCACCAGCAAAUGAGCCUGCAGUUGCAACCGUACUCGACACGGUCGGGGCAAGUGCCUCGGAGACCUUCCCUAGAACCCACUGUGUUGCCAUUGUUGAGGUUAAUAAGGCUUAAAAAGGUGCGGCCGGCGUGGUCGACGUGUUGGUGGACUUUCUGGGUCCGAGCUUAGGCGGCUUUCUUCUCGGCUGGUCACCGGCCUGAGAACUGGCAGAGGAGAUGUCGGCCUUGUCAGCCUUGUCAGAUUUCUCUUGUUCCUGUGCAGGGGGUGCUGUCAAUUGCUUCUGCGGUUGCCGACUGUGCACCAACUUGUCACGCGGCGGCGGCCGAGGAGUUCGGUUGAGGUCCUCGGGCUGUGGCUUGGGAGGGAGUUUGGGGGCUGUCCGGAUUUUCCACUCGGGUUUGGCUUUGGGGGCGUGUUGGCCUCGAGUGGCAGUGAUGUUGAUAAAGUCCUUGUCGAAAAAGAUGUCGAAGGAUACGUUAGGCAUUGGGAGGCCACCCAGUCGAAGAGUGACUGAGUGUAGACGACGUAGAGAAAUGAUAUACUAGAAGUAUCUGGUAGGAAUGUAUCGAGAAGGAUAUAAGACCAAGAGACGCAGGAUGUACAGUUAAAGGACUGGGUGUUGUUAUACGAAGACUGGCACGGGGACUCAGGCUGGCAGUUGGACGAGGGAACGUCAUCAAGGGUGCUCUUUGUGCAUUUUGUCCCACGUCGCUCGGCCAGUUGCGCACCGCCACAAAACGUCGAGAUCCUGUUUUUCCCUGCUUCCUGCACCCUUCAACCUUGUCAGCCAAUGUCAACCAGACACAAUGGGCUCCAUGAACAAGGAUGAGGCUCGACAACCGGCCUCUCACCUCUCGUCAAUCGCUGCCGAGCCCGUGACAACCAACGAUCGGACCAGGAGGGCCACCACUGCCCUAGUCUGAUAUUCGCUUGUCCCCUCUCCUGUGCUACGGUGUGAACUCAAUCGAAUCACCUCUACGCCACAAUGCAGGUAGGAUGGAGAUUGUCUGUCUGUCGCUGGUCGAGAAGCAGACUUCUGCCCCAGACAUCCCUGUUGCCGUGUUGCGGGUCGACGUCAGAGGUGGCGUCUACACAUCCCAGCCUCAGGCUCUUGUUGACCAAUUCACUUCGAACAAUUAACCUCGAUGAUGGACAGCAGUAUAGGAGUGUCUCAAGCAUCAGUCAAUCCCCAGUAAAGAUGAAAAAGUAGCAUCAAUAGAAUCAAGCCACAUUACUCGACAACAUCAUGUCCGUUGCCAAACCGGGCCUCGAGCCGGCCGCAGGCUUCUCCCUUGAAUCACCAGCAAACCGGCCCGAUCGCGUGCCUCUGAAGAAGGGCGAAUAUUCAAUUGCCUCGCGCGCAUUGGCAUUGUCGACGUACUUCCUCUCAGGAGCGUUGGCCAUCAACCUCUCGCAGUUUCUCGGGGCACCUCUAUAUCUGGUCAAUCAGGAUUGGUACAAUGCAUGGAUUGCCUUCACCAAGCAGUCCUUCGGGCUGCUGACCAUGACUCUGACGCAAACGUUUGCUCCCACCAAGGUCAUUAUAUCCGGCGAUGCAUCAGUUCGGGGCCAACUGUUGCAGUCUACAGAGGGCGACCUGAUCCUCAACUUUCCCGAGCGGCUUGUCUUGAUUGCCAACCAUCAGAUCUACACCGACUGGCUGUACUUAUGGUGGAUAGCCUACUGCAAUGGCAUGCACGGUCGAUUAUACAUCAUACUCAAAGAAUCGCUCAAGAAGAUCCCGGUGCUGGGAUGGGGAAUGCAAUUCAACCAAUUCAUUUUUCUCAAGCGCAAAUGGGAACAGGACAAACCCAACAUGGCCAGCGCUCUACAACGGCUCAACAGGCCCACCGAUCCGAUGUGGCUGCUGUUGUUCCCUGAAGGCACCAACCUGGCCGCCAGUACACGCGCAAAAAGUGCAGCCUGGGCAGCCAAAAACAACAUCCCCGACAUGAAACAUGUAUUGUUGCCUCGAAGCACCGGCCUGCAUUUCUGUCUUGAAGAACUCAAGGGAACAGUGGACUACGUGUAUGACUGCACCAUAGCCUACGAAGGCGUCCCACGAGGCGCGUAUGCUCAGGACAUCUUUACCCUCAAGGCGGGGUACCUCGAAGGACGACCUCCGAAAUCCGUAAGCAUGCACUGGCGUCGGUUCGCCAUCAAAGAUAUUCCUCUGCAUAACGAGAAAGCGUUUGAACUGUGGCUUAUUGCUCGUUGGCGGGAGAAAGACCUGCUCAUGGAACAGUACCUUCAAACAGGCAGCUUCCCUGCCGACAAAGGAGCCACAAAGUACAAGUCUGGUAAGGUCUUGCGUGGAUGCGGACACAUGGAAGUUCCUAUUCGAGCAAGUCAUUGGUACGAGUUCCUGCAGAUUUUUGCUCCAAUGGGAAUUCUGGCCAUGGUGCUCUACAUCUUUUACGGUGAUUUACCCCAGCGGUUCUGGAAAAGCAUCAACAAACAGGCUCUUCAGUCCGGGACUGAGGACAUUAAACAAGCAGGUAUCAAAGCCGGCAAGAGCGCCAAAUCUGUCUCCAACUCUCUCUCAGGGUUGACCCUCGACUCCUUUUUCGAGCCGACAAAACAAGAAGAAGGCUUCAAAGCUGGUGCAAUGGCUGUCCAAAAACUUCUCAACUCACCGUCCGCUCAAACACUGCUGAGCCGGGCGGAUUUCAUUCAGCAAUUCCUUUCGGACCCGCAGAAAAUGGUUACCGACAGUAUUACCAGCCAGCAACAGAAUUUCAUGCGCCAACUUGCUAUGGAAGAGGCGAGGAGGCAACAGAGCCGGAUGUCAGCACCCCCAGUUGGACCGGCGAAACCGGUGACGAACGGAACAGUAUCAAAAAAGGGCACAUUCUGGGAUGCUCUUGAAGCAGAAGAGAAGAGCAGACAUGGCUCGAUUGUGUCCGCCCCAAGCUCCACGACUAACAAAAAGUCAAAAGGGACUUUCUGGCAGGAACUCAAGGCCGCAGAAGAGAAGAAGGGUGGCCCUAGAUUGACAGAAGCGGCCAAGCAAUCGUUAGGUGGCCAGAAGAAGGCCACUUUUUGGGACGAUAUCAAGGCGGAGGAGAACAGUCGGUAUGGCACGGUGGUGACUCUUUCGAGUAAUGCCUCCACCGCCGUUGCGUCGGACAGUUCGAAAUCUACGAGAAGAGCUGCCCCGAAGCUCGGGACGCCCAGAGCAGCUUCGACGGUUGGGAAUCCUCCAAAUAAAGCUCCUUCGGUGGCACGGUCUGUAUCAACGACUUCGAGCCAGCAGACGAGGCCAGCGUCGAGUACAUUACCAAAAGCUCCCAGGGUGCAACCCCCAAAGGGCAGCACUGGCCCAAAAUCUGUUUCCAAGACUGCAUCCGCUACACCGGCUACGAGUACUCCCGCCAACACUAGCUCUGCGAAGCUGAAAUCUGCGGUACCGUCAAAUGCGCCGUCGGCGUCAAAACCGUCGUCUACGAAGACUUCAAAUACGAAGACGAGUGCAUCAAACACGAAGCCUGGCACUGGUCCUUCAGCAAACUUGAAGAGCAAUGGCAUUUCCAAAACUCCAACUGUCACCUCCAACAAGCAAGCAGGCAUACAGACUCCAUCAACGCGUCCCGAUAAGAAAUCCACAACCACUGGCAUAUCAGGGACGAGUCCGAAUUCCACACAGGGUCCUCAGAAAUCAAACACCAAUCUGCAAACAGGAUCAAAGGCCGUGCCACCAAAUCAGGGCACGCUCGCCGGGACGACAAAAGUAGCGCCCUCUACUACGACGAAGACUAUCUCCUCCGGUCCACCAAAACUCAAGUCGUGAGCGUUGCUAAUAUUGGUGGCUCCAGCAACGUUCUUCCAUCUGGGUACGGAAGCGUAAGACAGUCCGAGGAUCAAAACGAUUCCAAAGUCCUUAUCUACGACCUUGAAUAUGCCAGAUGCCGCCCAUGGACCUGAAUUUCAUGGGACAUGGAUCCAAGCUUUGCUGCCUACUGUUUGUUUGAUGGGUCUCGAGGUUGGCCGGUGGCUGUCCAUUCUCGGUCAACUGUACUUUGACGAGCUUGAGACCUUUCGUACUAUGACAUUUGCUUUUCUCUCAAUCGGCCUGGUGUUUGAGCACUUGGAGUUCAUGCCACUCCACCGGGUUGGAGCAUGUAUUUAUAUUACAUUGUACUAGCAUCCUGUCGUCAAUUGCAUACCUUAUCAUUCUACAAGAAUGAUACAAGUUCCGA
Molecule: messenger RNA, 5049 nt
Organism: Exophiala dermatitidis NIH/UT8656
Lineage: Eukaryota; Fungi; Ascomycota; Eurotiomycetes; Chaetothyriales; Herpotrichiellaceae
Product: acyltransferase
Exons: 1
Coding region: 2097-4640 (847 amino acids)
Cellular component (GO): endomembrane system
Molecular function (GO): acyltransferase activity
Source: RefSeq, a predicted model, not a curated record